UGUACAAGGGUAAAAAGCGCCACGAGGUGCCGCCGCACAUCUACUCCAUCACAGACAACGCCUACAGGAACAUGAUGCAAGACCGUGAGGAUCAGUCUAUUCUCUGCACAGGGGAGUCUGGAGCGGGAAAGACGGAAAACACCAAGAAGGUUAUUCAGUACCUGGCUGUUAUUGCCUCCUCUCACAAAGGCAAAAAGGAUGCUAACCCUGGGGAGCUUGAGAAGCAGCUGCUGCAGGCUAAUCCGAUCCUCGAGGCGUUUGGAAACGCCAAAACCAUCAAGAACGACAACUCCUCGCGAUUCGGAAAGUUUAUUAAACUCAACUUUGAUGUGACUGGUUAUAUUGUUGGGGCAAACAUCGAUACCUACCUCCUGGAGAAGUCUCGCUGUAUUCGUCAGGCCAACACAGAGAGAGCGUUUCACAUCUUCUACUACAUGGUGGCUGGAGCCAAAGACACGACGAGGGAGGAGCUGCUGCUGGAGGACUUCAGCAGCUAUCGUUUCUUGAGGGCAGGUCACGUGGAGAUCCCUGGUCAGGAGGACGACGAGAUGUUCGUUGAGACUCUGGAGGCCAUGGGGAUCAUGGGCUUCACAGAGGAGGAGAGACUCGGGAUGUUGAAGGUGGUGUCCACCGUGCUGCAGCUGGGCAACGUCAAGCUUGAGAAGGAGAGGAACAGCGAGCAGGCAACCAUGCCUGACAACACAGCUGCCCAGAAGGUGUGUCACCUGCAGGGCAUCAAUGUGACCGACUUCACCCGUGCCAUCCUCACCCCCAGGAUCAAAGUGGGCAGGGAGGUGGUGCAGAAGGCUCAGACCAAGCAGCAGGCUGAUUUUGCAGUGGAGGCUCUGGCUAAAGCCAUGUAUGAGCGUCUCUUCCGCUGGAUCCUGGCGAGGGUCAACAAGACCCUGGACAAGAGUAAGAGACAGUCGUCCUCCUUCCUUGGGAUCCUGGACAUUGCCGGUUUUGAGAUUUUCGAGGACAACUCCUUCGAACAGCUCUGCAUCAACUACACCAACGAGCGUCUGCAGCAGCUCUUCAACCACACCAUGUUCAUCCUGGAGCAGGAGGAGUACAAGAGGGAGGGCAUACAGUGGAACUUCAUCGACUUUGGCCUGGACCUGCAGCCCUGCAUCGAGCUCAUCGAGAGGCCGAACAACCCUCCAGGUAUCCUGGCCCUGCUGGACGAGGAGUGCUGGUUCCCCAAAGCCACUGACGUUUCCUUCGUGGACAAGCUGCUGAACACCCAUACCGGUCACGUCAAGUUCUCCAAGCCCAAACAACACAAAGAUAAAAUGAUGUUCGCUAUUCUGCACUAUGCUGGAAAGGUUGACUAUAACGCAGCUAACUGGCUGACAAAGAACAUGGAUCCUCUGAAUGACAAUGUGACGGCUCUGCUCAACAACUCCUCCAGCAACUUCAUCCAGGAUCUGUGGAAAGACGGUAAAUUGUCCAUGAGGGGACAACCCUUUGAAUCCUUUAUGCUGCCCCUGUUAGCGGAUCGAGUGGUGGGUCUGGAGACCAUGACCAAGAUGUCCGAGAGUUCAGUUCCUACCUCCACUAAAUCCAAGAAGGGCAUGUUCCGCACAGUGGGUCAGCUGUACAAAGAGUCGCUGGGCAAACUGAUGACCACGCUGCACAACACACAGCCCAACUUUGUCCGCUGCAUCAUCCCCAACCAUGAGAAGAGGGCUGGGAAGAUGGAUGCUAAUCUGGUGCUGGAGCAGCUGAGGUGUAACGGGGUGCUGGAGGGAAUUCGUAUCUGCAGACAGGGAUUCCCCAACCGCAUCGUGUUCCAGGAGUUCAGACAGAGGUAUGAGAUUCUGGCUGCCAAUGCCAUCCCUAAAGGCUUCAUGGAUGGGAAACAGGCCUGUUGUCUGAUGGUGAAGCACCUGGAUCUGGAUCCUAACCUGUAUCGUAUCGGUCAGAGUAAGAUGUUCUUCAGGACGGGAGUUCUGGCUCAGUUGGAAGAGGAGAGAGACAUUAAACUCACCGUUGUCAUCAUCGCCUUCCAGGCACAAGCAAGAGGCUUCCUGGCCCGAAAGGCUUUCAGUAAACGUCAGCAGCAGCUGAGCGCCAUGAAGGUCAUCCAGAGAAACUGUGCCUGUUACCUUAAACUCAAGAACUGGCAGUGGUGGAGGCUUUUCACCAAGGUGAAGCCCCUGCUGCAGGUGACCAGACAAGAAGAGGAAAUGGGUCAGAAAGAUGAGGAACUAAAGACGGCAAAAGAAGUGGCAGCAAAGACCGAGGCCGAACUGAAGGACAUCACCCAGAAACACACCCAGCUGGCUGAGGAGCGAACCCAGCUAGAGUCAAGGCUACAGGCAGAGACAGAGCUGUACACUGAGGCAGAGGAGAUGAGGGUGAGACUGGAGGCCAAGAAACAGGAGCUGGAGGAGGUGCUGCAUGAGAUGGAGGCUAGGCUGGAGGAGGAGGAGGAGCGCAGCAGUGCUCAUCAGCAGGAGAAGAAGGACCUGGAACAGCAGCUAAAGUUAAUGGAGGACCACAUCACAAAGGAAGAAGAUGCUCGGCAGAACUUGCAACUGGAGAAAGUGGCCAUUGAGGGAAAAGUCAAGAAACUGGAGGAGGACAUCCUGCUGAUGGAUGACCAGAAUAACAAACUACAGAAGGAGCGGAAGCUUCUGGAGGAGAGGAUGGCUGACAUGAGCUCUAACCUGGCUGAGGAGGAGGAGAAGUCCAAGAACCUGACCAAACUCAAGACCAAACACGAGUCGAUGAUCUCCGACCUUGAGGUGCGUAUGAAGAAAGAGGAGAAGGGUCGUCAGGACACAGAGAAAGCCAAGAGGAAAGUGGAGGCGGAGUUGGCCGACCUCCAGGAGCAGUACGCUGACUUGCAGGCUCAACUAGCUGAGCUCCGGGCCCAGCUGGCCGCCAAGGAAGACGAGCUCCAGGCCACACUGGCCCACUUGGAGGAGGAGAGCAAUCACCAUGGGGCAGCGAUCAAGCGGAUUCGGGAGUUGGAGGCUUUGCUCUCAGAGCUCCAGGAAGACUUUGAGGCCGAGAGGUCAACCAGGGCGAAGAUCGAGGCAGCACGACGCGACCUUGGGGAGGAGCUAAACGCUCUUCGCACCGAGCUGGAGGACAGCCUGGAUACCACCGCCGCUCAGCAGGAGCUACGGGCGAAGCGCGAGCAAGAGGUUGCCAUGUUGAAGAAAGCCAUGGAGGAGGAGGGACGGAGCCACGAGACUCAAAUCCAGGAUCUGAGACAAAAACACAGUCAGGCUGUGGAGGAGUUCAGUGAGCAGCUGGAGCAGGCCAAGAGGGUGAGGGCCGGUCUGGAGAAAGCUAAGCAGGCUCUGGAGAAGGAGUCAGCGGAUCUGAACAACGACCUGCGAUCACUUGCCAGCGCCAAACAGGAUGUGGAGCACAAGAAGAAGAAGGUGGAGGGUCAGCUGAACGAACUGCACUCACGCUUCAAUGAGAGCGAGCGGCAGAGGACUGAGCUGGGAGAGAGAGUCUCCAAGAUGAGCAUGGAGCUGGACAGUGUGACGGGUCUGUUGAACGAGGCAGAGGGAAAGAACAUCAAGCUGAGUAAAGACGUCUCCAGUGUGUCCUCUCAGCUCCAGGACGCACAGGAGCUGCUGUCAGAGGAGACUCGUCAGAAGCUGAAUCUGUCCGGACGUCUCCGUCAGAUGGAGGACGACAGGAACAGUUUGAUGGAGCAGCUGGAGGAAGAGACAGAGGCCAAACGGGCCGUGGAGAGGCAGGUCUCCAGCCUCAACAUGCAGCUGUCGGACUACAAGAAGAAGCUGGACGAGAUGUCGGGGGUGGUGGAGCUUCUGGAGGAGGGGAAGAAGCGUCUGCAGCGGGAGCUGGAGGCGGCAAACAACGAGUACGAGGAGAAGGCCUCGGCCUACGACAAGCUGGACAAGAGCAGAAGCCGAAUGCAGCAGGAGCUGGAGGACGUCCUCAUGGAUCUGGACAGCCAGCGGCAGCUCGUCUCCAACCUAGAGAAGAAGCAGAAGAAGUUUGAUCAGAUGCUGGCAGAGGAGCGAGCCGUGUCCUGUAAGUUUGCAGAGGAGCGGGAUCGUGCAGAGGCGGAGGCGAGGGAGAAGGAGACACGGGUGUUAGCUCUGGCCAGAGCUCUGGAGGAGAACCAGGAUGCUCUAGAGGAGGCGGAGAAGACCAUGAAGGCGCUCCGAGCUGAGAUGGAGGACCUCAUCAGCUCCAAGGAUGAUGUGGGAAAGAAUGUCCACGACCUGGAGAAGGCAAAGCGCGGCCUGGAGGCCAUCGUGGAGGAGAUGAGGACACAGAUGGAGGAGCUGGAGGACGAGCUGCAGGUCGCCGAGGACGCCAAGCUGCGUCUGGAGGUCAACACUCAGGCCCUCAGAGCUCAGCACGAGAGGGAGGUGCAGGCCCGAGAUGACAUGGGCGAGGAGAAGAGGAAGCAGCUUCUCAGACAGGUGCGUGAGCUGGAGGCAGAGCUGGAGGAGGAGAGGAAGCAGCGAGGUCAGGCAUCAGCCGGGAAGAAGAAGCUUGAGGGGGAACUCAAGGACAUGGAGGACCAGCUGGAGGCCACCAACAGGGGGCGUGACGAAACAGUGAAGCAACUCCGCAAGAUCCAGGGCCAAAUGAAGGAUCUCCAGAGGGAGCUGGAGGACUCUCGUGCAGCCCAGAAGGAAGUUAUCACUUCAGCCAGAGAGUCUGAGCGCAGAACUAAGGUCAUGGAGGCCGACAUCAUCCAGCUGCACGAGAUGUUGGCAGCAGCUGAGAGAGCUCGAAAGCAGAUGGAGACAGAAAGAGACGAGCUUCAUGAAGAACUGGCCAGUAACUCCUCUGGAAAGUCUCUGCUGUCCGACGAGAAGCGUCGUCUGGAGACAAAGGUCAGUCAGCUGGAGGAGGAGCUGGACGAGGAGCAGGCCAACAUGGAGAGCCUCAACGAGCGGCUGAGGAAGAACCAGCAGCUGGUGGAGCAGCUGAGCGCAGAGCUGGCGGCUGAGAGAUCCUCCGCUCAGAGCAGGGAGGGAUCCAGGCAGCAGCUGGAGAGACAGAACCGAGAGCUGAAAGCCAAACUGCAGGAGACCGAGGGCCAGGGCCGCUCCAAACUCAAAUCCUCCAUCACCGCCCUGGAGGCCAAGCUGAGAGAGGUGGAGGAGCAGCUGGAGAUGGAGAGCAGAGAGCGCCAGGCCAACGCCAAGAAUCUGCGUCAGAAAGAGAAGAAGCUGAAGGAUUUCACAAUCCAGAUAGAGGAUGAGAGGAAGCAGGCAGAGCAGUACAAGGACCAGGCGGAGAAGGGCAACGUGCGGCUGAAGCAGCUGAAGCAUCAGCUGGAGGAGGCGGAGGAGGAGGUUCAGCGCGUGGUGGCGGCUCGCAGGAAACUGCAGAGGGAGCUGGACGAGGCGUCCGAGGCCAACGACACCCUGAACAGAGAGGUGUCAUCACUCAAGAGCAAACUGAGGAACCGCUGACCUGCAAACUGUCCUCCAAACUUAUUUUUAUUUAAUUUUCACUCUGCUAAUCCCUCAAGUUCUUGCUGCUUUCUGCUCCUCCUCUGUGCUUCACCUCCCUCUGACCCUCCUCUUCCUCCUCUGUCUCUUCCUCCUGAUGUGUUUGGCGCUCCCAGGCGUGGUGGCAGUGGCGGGGAGGCGGCGUUUGGCAGCCCCAGCCCUCGGAGCAGCAGCGGUGGCAGCAGCAUCAGGAGCUUUGGGAUGGGAGGGAGCAUCAGCCGGAGGAGCGUCAUCAAAGAGA
Messenger RNA from Paralichthys olivaceus (Japanese flounder), 5706 nucleotides. The record is from RefSeq and is a predicted model, not a curated record. NCBI's taxonomy places the organism in Eukaryota, Metazoa, Chordata, Actinopteri, Pleuronectiformes, Paralichthyidae.